AUGGAUUCUCGAGGACUCAGUGGGCGACGCGGCGUGGGUGGGUCGCCACAUGCCGCCAACGCGUCGCAGACGACGGCUCUGCGACCCAGCAGCGGGUCGCCUGCGAGGUCCGCCUCACCCGCCCGAAGCGGCGUCAGCAGCGCAAUUCCCGGAGCCAGCUUAGUCACGUCAUCCACGUCAGCGUCCGGCGAUCCGCGGAGGGGCGGAGGCGGAAGCGGAAGCUCCUCCCCCGUCCUCCGCCACGCGGCGCGCGGGCCUUCGUUUAAGUCACAGCAGCCGCGCCGCGAUUCGCGCCGCAAUCCGCUCUUGCAAUUCGGCCUCCAGUGCCUUACAACUUCCGCCGCCAUUCUCCUCUUCGCGUUACUGUUCACGGCCGACGCGAUCAUAUCUACGAUUUUAUCCUCCCCUAGGUCUACCUCCCCCGGCUCGUCCUCCCUAUCGGUCGUCUCCGAUCCCUUCGGCUCUGUCCACGUGGCAGUAGGCGACGGGUCAGGCGCAAGGAGACGAGCCGCGGAGUACGAAAAAGAGGCCUAUCAGAACCUCCCCGCCUCUGGCGGCGGAAAAGGCGGGAACGGGGAAGGCGGAUCUGUGCGGGGAGGCGCGGAGAAGCAAGCGGGGAGCGCAAGGGGGGGAGUGGCAGAGGCGGGGGGCCGCGCGGAGGUGCGGUGGCGCGCGGAGAGGCUGCGUGUGCAGUGGUCGGGUCCGCCCAUGGGGGAGGAGGUGCAGCAGCGCGUGGCAGCGGCGACGGCGGUGGUGGCGGAUGAGCGGAAGAGGCUCAACGCGCAGCCGUUCCAGCUGCACAUUCUGGUGAGUGGUGGAGCUCGGUGUAGCGUUGUGGUGAGAGCGGAGUGCGACAGCAAGGGGCUGAAGGCGCUGCUGCAGUCACUGCAGGACGUGAAGUAUGGAGAGGACGAGGCGCAGCUCACAGUGGCGACAACCUGCAGUGCUGCUGCCCGGAGUGCCCAGGUGAGAGCGGAGUGCGACAGCAAGGGGCUGAAGGCGCUGCUACAGUCACUGCAGGACGUGAAGUAUGGAGAGGACGAGGUGCAGCUCACUCACAGUGGCCACCGCCUGCAGUGCUGCUGCCACGAGUGCUCAGGCUUUGCCAGAUUCCCUCCAAUGCUUCAAAGAUGCUCUCACCCAUCCCUCCUCCCUCACUUUCCCCCCUCCCAUUCCUCCCCCACCCAGGAGUUCCCCUGGUUCCACGGGCCGAGGCGCGUAAUCGAGCUAUCAGGCAACAGUGCCAAGCCCACCGACCCGCUGCCCCUCUGCUUAAAGCCCUCGCUCUCGCGCCCGCUGUUGCUGGUAGCCCUCACGCACACACUGAAACCUUCCCGUCCCCGUCUUCCCAUCCGCCUCCCACCCACAGGAGUUCCCCUGGUUCCACGGGCCAAGGCGCGCAACAGCGCCAAGCCCACCGACCCGCUGCCCCUCUGGUUCCCCGCCUCCCCCCGCGAGUUCCUCCUCCUCCUCGACCCCUCCUCCCGCCUCUCCCCCGGCCUCUACCUCGUGCUUAAAGCCCUCGCCCUCGCACCCGCUGCUGCUGGCAACCCUGCCGCUUUCACAGUGGAGGCAAGCGUAUCGGGGUUUUAUGGGGGCUAUGGGGGAGAGGGUGGUGGGGAAGGGGCAGGGGAGAAGGGAGGACGGGAGCGAAGCAGCAGCAGCAGCAGCAGCAGCAGCAGCAGCAGCAGCAGCAGCAGCGGUGGUGGUGGGGACAGUAGCGGAGGGGAUAGUAUCGGAAGUGACAGUAGCGAGGAGGAGAGCACGGGUGCGCAUGUGUCAGGGCUGUUUGGGAUCGCUCUAGACCCAGACUCACCCUUCCUCGCCGAAGACUCGCCCAUCAUGACGGGCUUUAAGCGCCCAGAAGAAACCCUAAUAGGGGGAGCAACAUCAGCAGCAGGCGCAGCAGCCGAAGGAGCAGGACGGGCAGCAGGAAGGGCAGCAGCAGGAGGAGGGGCAGGGGGAGAAGUGGGGGUGGGGGUGCUGUCGCUGGCCAUGGCUCGCUCAUGCCAGGUGGUGUUUCCUCAGCCGUGGCGGCAGUUCUGGGCGUGGCAUGCGCUGUCGCAGGCCCAGCAGGUCAACUCCGCCCAUCUCAAGUUCGACUGGGAUGCCUAUGACUUCAGCGCCCCCUGCCGGGAAGACUGGCGAGUGAGCUUCCUAACAUACGUGGAGGAAAACGACCUUUACAACCUUAUGCUACGCACACUCGAUCCUCAAGAGGACCUGAGCAGCAACACACGUCUCUGCUAUUCAAUCGACUCCCAACCCCCUCUCGCCUACCCAACCGCCACCCCCACCCUCCUCCCGCUCCCCUCCGCGCUCCGCCUCUCCUCCUCCCUCUCCCUCCACCUCACCACGUCCCCGCGCUCCCUCGCGCCUCUGCCCCGGGUGGACCAUUGUGGGAGGGAGGUGCCGCGGGGGGAGGUGGCGUGGAGUGUGGGCGAGCUGAGAGGGCUGCUGCAGCGCAUUGCCCGGCACUCUGCUGUGGCUGGCGUCAUGGUGUCACCUGGAUACGAUGAUAUGCUCAACAACUGGGUCUGCUACGUCAAGUGCGGGCGAGGCGAAUGCGGAUGGGUGAGUGUGGGGGAGGGAUGGGUGAGUGUGGGGGAGGGAUGGGUGAGUGUGGGGGAGGGAUGGGUGAGUGUGGGGGAGGGAUGGGUGAGUGUGGGGGAGGGAUGGGUGAGUGUGGGGGAGGGAUGGGUGAGUGUGGGGGAGGGAUGGGUGAGUGUGGGGGAGGGAUGGGUGAGUGUGGGGGAGGGAUGGGUGAGUGUGGGGGAGGGAUGGGUGAGUGUGGGGGAGGGAUGGAUGAGUGUGGGGGAGGGAUGGAUGAGUGUGGGGGAGGGAUGGAUGAGUGUGGGGGAGGGAUGGGUGAGUGUGGGGGAGGGAUGA
Molecule: messenger RNA, 2889 nt
Organism: Closterium sp. NIES-65
Lineage: Eukaryota; Viridiplantae; Streptophyta; Zygnematophyceae; Desmidiales; Closteriaceae
Source: the annotation of a GenBank genome assembly